This is a messenger RNA of Penicillium chermesinum, 1110 nucleotides long. RefSeq lists its product as uncharacterized. The record is from RefSeq and is a predicted model, not a curated record. Lineage: Eukaryota; Fungi; Ascomycota; Eurotiomycetes; Eurotiales; Aspergillaceae. Gene Ontology annotation, biological process: proteolysis. The transcript has a single exon. The coding region runs from base 1 to 1110 and encodes 369 amino acids. Gene Ontology annotation, molecular function: cysteine-type endopeptidase activity.
AUGACAGCCAUCAGCGCAGGCCAAACGACGAACGCAAUAACUCGCGUACAGUUUGAAGACGCCAUCACUCGCACUGUGAACAACCGCAAACGAAUUUACAACGCCUCUUUCGCACUCAGUGUUCGGUGGGAGCGAGACAACACGGAUGCUUCUACGGACACCGACAAUUUUCAGGCGAUCCUGAGCACGCUCAAUCUUGACCAAGCUGAGGUUAUGGUCCUGAGCGAACAGGAUGGUACGCCCGGGUGGACAUUUCAAGAUAAGAUUCGGCGUAUGUUCCAACGCGCAACAAUGGCAUCUGGCAAAUCUAUUGUUUUUGUUCACUAUGCUGGGCAUGGGGAGGUCAGAUCGGGACAGCUCUUUGCUGUCGAGGGCCGACCCAACCGACGCAUAAACCUCCAGAGGCUUAUUGAUUCCGUGGUGGCAGGGGAUGUCCAGGACUUUGACAUUGGAGACACAGACACUGUCUUCGUCCUGGAUUGCUGUUAUUCGCAUGUCGCAACGCGGGCAUAUGAUCCUACAACCCGCGUGGUCGAAAUUCUUGCCGCGUGCGAUGAUAGCAAUCCCAUCGCCCUUACGCCACCACGGAAUACCUUAACUGGAAAGCUGCGGGGUGAGAUUGCUCGGCGCAAACACGACAGUCAUCAAUCGGUGAUACUUGCGGACGUAAUGGCCACUAUUCGAGCGAACAGCACUGUUGUUAAGCCAACACAUAUAGUGAAGUUAGGGGUAUCUAUCUGCUUCCGGUUUACUGGCGUCAUGCGGAUAGAUCCGAGCACGCUUGCCCCUUCGCUACGUGCGGUCUUUUCCGUUCGUAUUGUCGAAAACAUGACCCGAGAACAGCUUGAAAGGUUCCUUACUUGGAUCGAGACCCUCCCGCUUGGGUACACAAUAGAACUCGACGCGGUCUAUCCCACAACCUCGACUCUCCUCAUAUUCCAGAGCGCAUAUACGGUGUUCGUGAACCUUGCUGGGUAUCCCGGCGUCACCUUUAUCUCAGAAGUGACAAGCACAAAUCGCCGCAAAUAUCUCAAGCAAGAGCAGCGACAAGAGGACCGUUCAUCUACUCUUAAGGAAAACAUCCCAUUCUCAAGACGCCCUAAGCCAUAA